Penicillium diatomitis is the source of this 1077-nucleotide messenger RNA. RefSeq names its product homoserine acetyltransferase family protein. Gene Ontology annotation, molecular function: acyltransferase activity, transferring groups other than amino-acyl groups. The record is from RefSeq and is a predicted model, not a curated record. Gene Ontology annotation, biological process: biosynthetic process. Lineage: Eukaryota; Fungi; Ascomycota; Eurotiomycetes; Eurotiales; Aspergillaceae. The coding region runs from base 1 to 1077 and encodes 358 amino acids. The transcript is spliced from 6 exons.
AUGUCUCAGUCAGACUUUGAAACCUACAAGCUCGGAGACUGGGAGUUGCAAAGUGGAGGGAAAAUCGAAGAUGCCCAUAUCGCUUUCAAGGCCUUCGGGGACCGCAAUCUCCCGGCGAUCGUGUAUCCGACUUGGUUCUCAGGAACCAUCGCGGACAAUGUCUGGCUCGUAGGGGAGGACAAGACUCUCAACCCCAAGGAAUACUUUAUCAUCAUCACUGCCCUGUUCGGCAAUGGACAAUCAUCAUCGCCUUCUAACCAGAGCCAGCCCAAACCGUUCCCAACAGUCACUUUCUAUGACAACGUGCGCGCCCAGCACGAACUCGUGACCAAACACUUCGGCAUCACUCACCUCCGUGCCGUGGUGGGUUGGUCGAUGGGCGCGGGCCAGACGUACCAGUGGGCGACACAGUAUCCCGAAUUCAUGGACAUCGCGGUUCCAUUCUGCGGCUCGGCAAAGACAUCACUCCACAAUCUGGUCUUUAUCGAGGGAGUCAAAGCUUCCCUCCUAGCGGUGAAGAAUGCACGCUCAGCGGGGCCGGGCAAAGACAGAGUGCAGGAAAGCGCCGAGGAGUCGCGAGCAUGGAGUGACAGAGACCGGGAAGUUGGUCUCAAGGCCAUGGGAAGAGUAUAUGCCGGAUGGGGUUUCAGUCAAGCAUUCUACCGCCACAAGCUGUACGAGACGAAGCUGGGGUAUAAAGACCUUGAAGACUUCUUGCAAGGUCAUUGGGAGACAUGGGCCUGCUCCAAGGACCCCGAAAAUCUGCUGGUGAUGAUGCGGACCUGGCAGCUAGGAGACGUAUCUCAGCAAGCGCCCUACAAUGGCGACUUUGAAAAGGCUAUGGCCUCGAUCAAAGCCAAGACGCUGGUCCUUCCGUGCCAGACUGACCUAUACUUCCCUCCCGAGGACUCGGAGUACGAGGUCGCUUGCAUGAAGCCUGGAGUCGGCACGCUGGGAAUCUUUCCUUCCAUUUGGGGACACUGGGCUGGUGGUCCAGGUGACAGCAAGGAAGAUGUUGCAUGGCUGGACAAACAGAUGGCUGAAUUCUUUGCAGCAAACCCACGCAAAGCAUCCUGA